GGCUUUUUAUUUUUUUCACCCAUUCACUUCAAUGCUAUUGCGUCUAAUAGCACCGACCACCUUUUUAAGCUUAUUGGUAGGAUCGUUUCUCGUUGGCGCUCAAAACGCUACAGAAACUAUCGAAGCAUCGAUCCCGCCACAAAGCUCCCCGGUUUGGUUGUCCAACAUUCAGCCUAUACCGGGAAAUACAGACUCGUACCCUUUAGGUGAUGUACCAACAGGGCCGUUGGAAACCGCUCCCUUUGCGCUACAAAAUUAUCCUCCAGGUUGGAAAUCGCCACCUGUGGAUUCACCUGAUGUACAAGCUGUGAUCAAGGCCUUGGAUUGGUCCCAAGUACCCAACAUUACCGUACGAAAAGCGGGUAAAGGCGGCGACGUCGACAUGGGCGGCUAUGACGAUAAAGCCGAUCCCGAUUGCUGGUGGACCGCCACAGGAUGUACCCAGUCCACUCGCCCCAAUAUUCCGCCAGAUAUCUUCAAUUGCCCAAUACCCGGUGAUUGGGGUUUGACAUAUGAUGAUGGACCCCUUCCAGAAGACGAUGACAGUCAGUGGGCCGAGCCACGAUUGUACGACUUUUUAGCCGAGCACAAACAGAAAGCCAGUCUCUUUUAUAUCGGUUCCAAUGUUAUUGCUGCGCCAGCAGCGGCUCGACGUGCGCUAGCUGACGGUCAUACAUUGUGCAGCCAUACGUGGUCGCAUCCAUCUAUGACAGCGCAGAGCAAUGAAGUAGUGGUGGCCGAGCUUUACUGGACUCUGCGAGCGAUCAAAGAAGUCACGGGUGUCACGGCGAAAUGCUGGCGACCGCCUUACGGAGACGUCGAUGAUCGUGUGCGUGCUAUUGCGUGGCAGAUGGGGAUGACGACAGUGACGUGGGACUUGGAUACGGAUGAUUGGAAUAUGCCUGGUUCGGGAGGCGGUCAUCUUUCACCGAGUGUGGUAGAUGGGUAUUUCCAGGGAUGGAUCGACAGUCGGGCCAAUGGCACGGAUAAUGCCACCGGUCAUGUUGUGUUACAACACGAACUUAACAACUCCACCGUGUCCAUGGCCGAAAAAUGGCUACCUGAAAUCCAAAAAGUAUUCCGCGUGAUGCCACACAAUCAAUGCCAUAACAUCCAGAAUCCCUAUUGGGAAACCAAUUUUGUCUAUCCCACUAACAAUGGCUCGUCGGCGGCGAUUCCUGAACAACAAAAUAAUAAUUCAUCCGUACCCGCCGCAUCCGGUGAAGUCGCUUCGUCUGAUCCUUCCUCUCCUUCUUCUUUAUCUUCUGGUCAGGAUACCGAUAUGACCUCCAAUGCUUAUCGUACCAUCGCUACCCAUACCUAUGUGUCCACGCUUCUUUUAUUCCUUGGACUGAUCGUUCAAUAUUAGUUUUCAUCUCUUUGUAGCUAAAUAAAAAAUACACCAUUUUCA
Radiomyces spectabilis is the source of this 1411-nucleotide messenger RNA. RefSeq lists its product as uncharacterized. Gene Ontology annotation, molecular function: chitin deacetylase activity. Gene Ontology annotation, biological process: carbohydrate metabolic process. Lineage: Eukaryota; Fungi; Mucoromycota; Mucoromycetes; Mucorales; Radiomycetaceae. The transcript is spliced from 3 exons. Gene Ontology annotation, cellular component: membrane. The coding region runs from base 32 to 1369 and encodes 445 amino acids. The record is from RefSeq and is a predicted model, not a curated record.